Molecule: messenger RNA, 678 nt
Organism: Pongo pygmaeus (Bornean orangutan)
Lineage: Eukaryota; Metazoa; Chordata; Mammalia; Primates; Hominidae
Gene: DBI
Product: diazepam binding inhibitor, acyl-CoA binding protein
Exons: 4
Biological process (GO): fatty acid metabolic process
Cellular component (GO): mitochondrion
Molecular function (GO): fatty-acyl-CoA binding
Source: RefSeq, a predicted model, not a curated record
GCCGGAAAGUUGCCCAUGGGGUGGACUUCGCCGUGUAGCGGGAGAGGGGUGGGAGUCGAGGGUGCUUGAUGGAAAGAUCGGGGAAGGGGUUGCACGGAUUGGAGGAGCGAGGAGACUCAGUCCCCAUCCCGAAGCACAGGGCAGGACGUCGCGGCGGAGUGGGGAAGCGAGGAGGCCGUGGCCGGGAGCUUGGAGGCUGAGUUUGAGAAAGCUGCAGAGGAGGUUAGGCACCUUAAGACUAAGCCAGCAGAUGAUGAGAUGCUGUUCAUCUAUAGCCACUACAAACAAGCAACUGUGGGCGACAUAAAUACAGAACGGCCCGGGAUGUUGGACUUCACGGGCAAGGCCAAGUGGGAUGCCUGGAAUGAGCUGAAAGGGACUUCCAAGGAAGAUGCCAUGAAAGCUUACAUCAACAAAGUAGAAGAGCUAAAGAAAAAAUACGGGAUAUGAGAGACUGGAUUUGAUUACUGUGCCUUGUGUUUAUCCUAAACUGAGACAAUGCCUUGUUUUUUUCUAAUACUGUGGAUGGUGGGAAUUCGGGAAAAUAACCAGUUAACCCAGCUGCUCAAGGCUGCUCACCAUACGGCUCUAACAGAUUAGGGGCUAAAACGAUUACUGACCUUCCUUGAGUAGUUUUUAUCUGAAAUCAAUUAAAAGUGUAUUUGUUACUUUAAAUAA